Messenger RNA from Plodia interpunctella (Indianmeal moth), 5846 nucleotides. RefSeq names its product UDP-glucose-glycoprotein glucosyltransferase (gene Uggt). The record is from RefSeq and is a predicted model, not a curated record. Gene Ontology annotation, cellular component: endoplasmic reticulum. The transcript has 28 exons. Gene Ontology annotation, molecular function: UDP-glucose:glycoprotein glucosyltransferase activity. Bases 410 to 5116 code for a protein of 1568 amino acids. Lineage: Eukaryota; Metazoa; Arthropoda; Insecta; Lepidoptera; Pyralidae.
UUGUUGAUAUUGACUGAAAAAGCGAGACACGCUGAUGGAGCACGAGUUUUGACAGUUGGUGGUAAACGUUUUGCCGUUUAUAUGGUUUUGCCAAACGUUUAUAAAAUAUCGUCGAUAGCUAGUGAUUACUACUCCAACCAAGUAGAUGUAUGUAAUUUGUAAUUUUUCAAUUUCAACAAUGUCAUCAUGCAUGUUUCAACAUCUUCUGUCAUCCGUGCCAUCCAGCAAGGCGCCGUGUUCAACUGUCAUUGGUAAUUUGUCUCCGAGAAUCUGAGAUAUUUUCAAUGAAAAUUACAAUAAAUUCUGUUAUUAUAAUAGCGUGUUGAGGAAUUUCUACCAAUAACUUUAAAAUGUGCUGUGCUGUGCAUUAGUGAAAUAUCUGUUCUGUAAUUAUAUUUUGUGUUUUACCAUGCCUAUCACCGGCUAUAGAAUUGUUUUCUUAUUUUUGGCUUUUGCCUGUCUUGCGUCGGCAACAAAUAUUAAUCCAACUAAAAGGGAUGACAAGAAAUCAAAAUCUGUAACUAGUUUUGUUAGUGCUAAAUGGGAAGCAACUCCCAUUGUGUUGGAGCUAGCAGAAUACCUUGCUGAAGAGAAUUCAGAUUUAUUUUGGUCAUUUGUCGAUGGGAUAAACUCACUAAAAACAAGUUUGGAGAGUUUGGAAAACGAUAAACAAGUUUAUGAUGCGAUCGUCGGAGUGGCCAGCACGCUUCUGGCUCCUCCUCAGUUGCGGAUGGCUAAGCUGGCACUGUCCAUGCAUAUGACUUCACCGGCCGUGCACAUGUUUGAUCAGAUUGCUACCAGAGAUGGUGCCAAGGAUGUUUCCUGUGAUGUAUUUGUUUCUAUUGCUAAAAGAAAAGUCUGUGAUAAUAAUGUAUUGAGAGAUAUCCUCAAAACAUAUGACCAAUAUGAACCAGAAGAAAAUAAGCAAGAGACAUAUCUUUUAGACCAUUCAUAUCCUAGUAGUGAUAACAGAAGUCUCACUGCCAUAUUAUAUGGAGAGCUUGGAAUGAAUGAAUUUGCCACAAAACAUAAAAUAUUGGCAUCAUAUGCAGAUAGAGGAGCUAUAAACUAUGUUGUGCGAUGGAAUGUCAAGCAAAGGUCCAAACCCAAACUUAGAUUGUCUGGUUAUGGAGUCGAACUACAGCUAAAGAGCACUGAGUAUAAGAGUCAAGAUGACUCCACUCCAAAAGAAUCAGAUGGUGGUGAUGCCCCAUCACCUUCAGAGGAAGAGGACGAAAAUGAUCCACAGAACCAAAUUGAUGGCUUUAAUUUUGCUAGACUCAAGAACCUGUUCCCUGCUCUACGCACUCCGUUGGAGCGGUUCCGGCGCCACCUGUCGGAGUCGAGCGAGGAGCUGGCGCCGCUCAAGGUGUGGCAGAUGCAGGCGCUCAGCAUGCAGGCCGCGGUCGCCGUCGCUGACGCUCACGACUCUGGUGGCGACGAAGCCCUGAAAGUGCUCACUUCCAUCGCACAAAAUUUUCCAAUGCAGACAAAAUCGCUGAUCCACAUCAACGUGCCGCGGUCGUUCCGCGAGGAGGUCCUAUACAACCAGGACGUAUGGGCGUCGUCGUUAGGGCUCCGCCCCGCCGAGCCUCUGUUGCUGGUGUCGGGCGCCCAGUACGAUGCGGAGGAAGUCGACGUCAUGGCGCUGCUGGCAGCCCUGCGAGAGGACAUCGGACCGAUGAACACUCUGCAUUCUCUAGGUCUCUCCAAGAAACUGAUCAACACGCUAAUGUCCCUGGAUUUGGGCGAGUCCUACACCUGGGAGGAGUAUGGUCUGGACAUCCGGGACUCCGCAAUCACGUGGUUGAACGACCUUGAAGCUGACGAGCGCUAUCGACGCUGGCCCUCCUCCUAUAUGGACCUUCUACGGCCUACGUAUCCAGGCAUGCUUAGGAAUCUGAGGAGGAAUAUUUAUAAUUACGUAAUAGUGGUGGACCCCACAUCGUUCGCGUCAGGUCCUCCCCUGAAGCUGGGCGAGACGCUCCUCCGUCACGCGACGCCCGUGCGCGUCGGCCUCGUGCUGGCGCCCGGGGCUUCCGCCCUCAACGCUGCCGUGCGAUCCGCUUUCAACUACGUCGCUCAAGACAAGAACUCCAAUCGAGAGGCCUUUUAUUUUAUAAGUCAGCUUCUAAACCUGAAAGACCAGACUCUCACUAUUGACUUAGUGAAGUCACAGUUGAGGAAGGGCGCUUCCUCGGGCGCCAAUAUCGAUGAGAUCGUCGCCGAAGAUUCGGAGUACAACUUCGGCAACCAGCUGGCCGAGGAGUUUGUGGCCAAAAUCGGCACGAACAAAUAUCCACAGGUGCUUAUCAACGGCGUGCCGCUAUGGGAAGAGGGCGCCACAUCUCUAUCAUCAGUAGAGCUGUUGGAAGAGGCGCUAGUGUCGGCCCUGUCUCGGCACACGGCGCGGCUGCAGCGCGCGGUGUUCAGAGGAGAGCUGGCGGACUCCGACGACGCUGUGGACUAUCUCAUGAAGCAGCCGCAUGUCAUGCCCAGAUUGAACCGCCGCAUCUUGGGCUCGGAGACAGCCCAGUACCUGGACUUGACUGGAGUCCCGUCCUCCAGCGAGUUGUUCUCCGAAGACAAAGUGCACAAACUUAUGCAUUUGACUGGUCGAGAUGCCCUGGCGACUGCGUUGCCACUUCUAAAGUACUUCACGAAGGCCGGCAAGACGGAGAAGGUGACGCAGACCAUUUGGGUGGCUGGAGACCUCAACGACCAACGCUCCAGGGAACUGCUGAGGAAUGCCAUCACUUUUAUGCGUGAAUCGGGCGGUGUUCGCGUAGCGUUCAUUCCGAACGUGGAAGGCACUGGGGCGGAGCAAUCGCUGAACAAAGUGGUGCUGGCCGCGGCGACCACUCUGGAGCCCCGCCAGGCCACCAAGUACGUCGCUCGGCUGCUCGAGGACGAGGGCUGCCACGAGAGGCAGGACUGCGAGAUACUGCCUGAAUUAGUGCCCGCUCUGAACAAAUACGAGUGGGUGCUGAAGGCGUCGCGAGUGUUAUGCGCCCGCAGCUUCAAGUUGCGCGCGUCGCAACGCGCCGUGUUCCACAACGCAAGGGUCAUUGGCCCCUUCGAGGAUAACGAAUCGUUCGCGCUUGACGAUUUCCUUCUGCUUGAGAGGUAUAGCAAUCAGGUUUAUGGCGACAAAAUAUCGGAAGUGUUAGACAAGAAGAAAUCCUCUAAGAAUGAAGUGAUCCCAGAUGACGACGAUUCAGAAGAAGAAACUGGGCCAAUGGGCGUGGAGACUCGUUUGAAAGUCCUAGCGGUGUUGGGCGCGCGCGCGCCGCGCACGCGCACCGCGCUGCCCGCGGGGCUGCGCAGCGACCACUCCGUCGUCACGCUGCCGCCCGCCAGCGACGACGAGGCCGCCGUCGAGGUCGUGGCGGUGUUAGAGCCGGCGUCGGUAGCCGCGCAGCGCCUGGCACCACUGCUGCUGGUGCUGCGGAAGGUGGUCAACUGCCGCGUGCGGCUGUUCCUCAACCCGCAGGACAAGAACUCCGACAUGCCGCUCAAGAGUUUCUACCGCUACGUCCUGGAGCCGGAGCUGUCGUUCACGGCGACGGGGUCGUCGGCCGGCGGCGCGCUGGCGCGGUUCUCGCGGCUGCCGCACGCGCCGCUGCUGUCGCUGGAGCUGCGCACGCCGCCCAACUGGCUGGUGGAGUGCGUCAAGUCUGUGUACGACCUCGACAAUAUCCGAUUGGCCGAUGUGGACACCGUCGUGCAUAGUGAAUUCGAGUUAGAAUACCUACUACUGGAAGGCCACGCGUGGGACACGACGCUGGGCACGCCCCCUCGUGGGCUCCAGCUCAUCCUCGGUACCCGGGAGAAUCCGGAACUCAUGGACACCAUCGUGAUGGCCAACCUGGGCUACUUCCAGCUCAAGGCCAACCCCGGGGCCUGGAUCCUGCGGCUCAGGCCUGGCCGCUCCGACGACAUCUACGAGAUUGUCGGACACGAGAACACGGACACGCCGGCGGGCAGCGAGGACAUCCAGGUGCUGAUGAGCUCGUUCCGCAGCCACGUGAUCAAGCUGCGCGUGCAGAAGAAGCCGGACAAGCAGCAGCUGGAGCUGCUGGCCGACGCCGACGACGGCAACGCACCUGGCAUCUGGAACUCCAUCGCGAGUUAUUUCAGUUCGUUCGGCGGCGGCGACGAGUCGGACGCCCAGGACGAGACCAUCAACGUGUUCUCUGUGGCGUCGGGUCACCUCUACGAGCGGUUCCUGCGCAUCAUGAUGCUGUCCGUGCUCAAGAACACCAAAUCACCAGUCAAGUUCUGGUUCCUUAAGAACUAUCUCAGUCCAUCCCUCAAGGAUAUACUUCCAUAUAUGGCGCGGGAGUACGGCUUCGAAUACGAACUAGUGCAGUACCAAUGGCCACGAUGGCUCCAACGACAGAGAGACCGCCAGCGCACCAUAUGGGGGUACAAGAUUCUGUUCCUGGACGUGCUGUUCCCGCUGCACGUCAAGAAGAUCAUAUUCGUCGAUGCUGACCAGAUUGUACGCGCUGACUUGAAGGAGCUAGUUGAAUUGGACUUGGGCGGAGCUCCGUACGGCUACACACCGUUCUGUGAUAGCAGAAAAGAAAUGGAAGGCUUCCGAUUCUGGAAGCAAGGCUACUGGCGCAACCACUUGCAGGGUCGCAGCUACCACAUCAGCGCGCUGUACGUGGUGGAUCUCAAACGGUUCCGGCGCAUCGCGGCCGGCGACCGCCUGCGGGGCCAGUACCAGGCCCUGAGCCAAGACCCCAACAGUCUCUCUAACUUAGAUCAAGACUUGCCGAACAACAUGAUCCACCAAGUGGCGAUAAAGUCGUUGCCGCAGGAGUGGCUGUGGUGCGAGACGUGGUGCGACGACAACUCCAAGAAAUACGCCAAGACUAUUGAUCUCUGCAACAACCCAAUGACGAAAGAGGCCAAGCUGUCUGCGGCAAUGCGCAUCGUUCCCGAAUGGAAGACGUAUGAUGAUGAGGUCCGGGCAUUACAGGCCAGAGUGCGGCGAGGGCUUUAUCACACCACCGACGCUGAACAGGAAAUCGAAAGUGGACACCAUGAAGAUAUUUCACAAGAAAACCAAAUAAAAAAAGACCACGAUCAACACACGGAGUUAUGAUUAACCAAAAUCAAUAUUACCAUCUAGUUUAAUACAUUUUUGUUGAACGUUAUUUUUUAAGUGGUAGGUAAAAUGUGCAACCAGUUUGUAUGUGUACGCGCUCAAUGACGGUUGUAGAACGGUGAAUGAAUGUUUAAUUUGUGAAAUGUGGCGAGAGUGCCAUCCUUCAUAGUAUGUUGUGAAAUGUUCAAAUAAAAUGCUCGUUCCCUAUGAAUAGUAAAUGUAGCACUAAUUUCAUCAGUUAGUUUUGAAAUUACUUAUUUUCAAGCAUUGUCUGCUUAGUGCAAUUUAACUUAUUAAGUCAUAAGGAAAAUGAUGUGAUUUUUUUAUAUAAGAAGAGGGUCAUAUUUACGGAUUUAUUCAAAACAAUUUCACGUUACUGUUAUUUACAAUCAUGUAUUUUUGUGAUUAUUUCCUUUUAUGGACGAUUCCAUUAUAGCUUAAGGAUAAAUUAUCCAGGAUCUCAAAAAUGAGUGUUUUUAUAAACAAUAUCCUUUCUAAAUAGAUUUUUUAUAAAGUAAUGGAAAUUUAUCCUAAUAAUUGCUUUAUGAUUGAAGCGAACAUAUAUGACAAUUACAUAUUGCUAGGUAAUAAGGUAAAUAGACCCUAGAUUUAAAAAAUAAAUGUAAAAGUUUUUAGACCAAAAUUAUGUUUUGUAUAAAGUGUCACUCGUCAACUAUGUCAUAAUAUUGGUACAUUUCUGUAAAUACAAUUCCUAAACCAGUCUAAA